AGUCCUGCCUGGCUUCCGGGCCCCGCGCCGCUCUUCCCUCCAGAACUCCCUGCUCGCCAGCCUUGGGCGGAGCGCACAGAGCCACUUGUGUGCCCUGCCCCGAGACCAUGGCCUGCCUGAGCCCCUCCCAGCUCCAGAAGUUCCAGGAGGAUGGAUUCCUGGUGCUGGAAGGAUUCUUUUCUGCAGACGAGUGUGUGGCCAUGCAACGGAGGAUUGGUGAGAUAGUGGCUGAGAUGGACGUCCCUCUCUACUGCCGCACAGAAUUUCUCACUGGAAAGGAAGAGGAGCAGCUGCGAGCCCACGGUAGCUCAGACUAUUUCUUGAACAGCGGUGACAAGAUUCGAUUCUUCUUUGAGAAAGAUGUUUUUGACAAAGAAGGAAAUUUCCUGGUCCCUCCGGAGAAAUCCAUCAACAAAAUUGGCCAUGCUCUGCAUGCCCGUGACCCCCUCUUCAGGUGUGUCACCCACUCCUCUAAGAUGCAGGACUUGGUCAGAAGUCUGGGCCUCCAGAUGCCCGUGGUGGUGCAGAGCAUGUACAUCUUUAAGCAACCUCACUUUGGCGGCGAAGUCUCCCCACACCAGGAUGCCUCCUUCCUGCACACGGAGCCACUGGGCCGGGUGCUGGGCAUAUGGAUCGCGCUGGAGGAUGCCACGCUGGAAAACAGCUGCCUUUGGUUCAUUCCUGGCUCCCACACCAGUGGAGUGUCGAAAAGAUUCAUCCGGGAUCCUGCUGGCUCAGGGCCUGGCACCAGCUUCCUUGGGUCCGAGCCAGUCCGAGAUCAGAGCCUCUUUGUGCCCACACCAGUGCAGAGAGGGGCCCUCAUCCUAAUCCACGGAGAAGUGGUGCACAUGAGCAAGCAGAAUCUUUCUGACCGCUCACGCCACGCCUACACUUUCCACGUCAUGGAGGCCUCUGGCACUGUCUGGAGCCCAGAGAACUGGUAGGCGGCAGGAUGCUCCAGCCAACAGCUGAGCUCCCGUUCCCACCACUGUACACCUAAAGGCCCUCUCGGGGCUGGGGCACUGUCCCCUCCCAGGUGAAGCUGUGGGCAAAAACCAGUGCGUCACCCCAGUGCCCAGCAGUCAUGGGGAAGUUCUUGUAUCACUGUCCGCCCCUCAGCCCUGCAGACAGGCAGCAGGAGCCUGGGCUGGGCGGCUCUCUUGAGAUCUCUCUCUGCCUCCCUCCUUCCUCACCCUCCCACCCCACAACACACACACACAGAUGCAGCCUCUCAGCCACGAAGGGGUUCUGGCUACUUCUUGCCAGCUUUUCACUUUUCUCUCAGAUGGAACUCUGAUUAUUACCAUGCAAGACACAGAAUAAAAACAAUUUUUUGAAUGCA
Manis javanica (Malayan pangolin) is the source of this 1342-nucleotide messenger RNA. RefSeq names its product phytanoyl-CoA dioxygenase domain containing 1 (gene PHYHD1). NCBI's taxonomy places the organism in Eukaryota, Metazoa, Chordata, Mammalia, Pholidota, Manidae. The record is from RefSeq and is a predicted model, not a curated record.